This is a messenger RNA of Lodderomyces oxycetoniae, 372 nucleotides long. RefSeq names its product transcription initiation factor IIA subunit gamma (gene TOA2). The coding region runs from base 1 to 372 and encodes 123 amino acids. Gene Ontology annotation, molecular function: RNA polymerase II general transcription initiation factor activity; TBP-class protein binding. Lineage: Eukaryota; Fungi; Ascomycota; Pichiomycetes; Serinales; Debaryomycetaceae. The transcript has a single exon. The record is from RefSeq and is a predicted model, not a curated record. Gene Ontology annotation, cellular component: transcription factor TFIIA complex. Gene Ontology annotation, biological process: transcription initiation at RNA polymerase II promoter; RNA polymerase II preinitiation complex assembly.
AUGAGCGCUCCGGCAUAUUAUGAGCUUUAUAGAAGAUCGACGAUUGGUGUAACGCUAGCCGAUGCUUUAGAUACGUUAAUUUCGGAUGAGAAGAUUCAACCACAAUUGGCAAAUCGGAUUUUGAAUAAUUUUGAUCGCAUUAUAGCUGAAAAUCUCAAGAGUGAAACUAAUAUUGCAAAGCUGAAGUUGACAUUUAAAGGGGAUUUGGAUACGUAUCGAUUUUGCGAUGAUGUGUGGACUUUUAUUAUUAAAAAUGUUUUGGUCAAAUUGAGUGAUGUGACUAAUAGUGGCUCCAGUAGUGAAGAAACGGAAAUUAGUGUUGAUAAGUUUAAGAUUGUUGCUUGUAACUCGCGAAAAGCUGGUGAGGUCUAA